GAGUUGGAGCUCAAAGCUGGACUUUCUUCUGCGGGCUCUCUGACCAGCAGGUGAAAGUCUACCUGCUCAUUACGGCCCGCCGUACCUGCAGCCGUCCUCUUUCUCCACCCAUUCAUCCUCGAGCCGUCCGCAUGCCUCCUCCCUCACAGCUGGGUCGUAUAUAAUGGAAAUCACACAAGGUUUUCACCUCUCCUGAAAGACAUUUCAUAGGCGCUGGUUGCAAUUUGGAGUGUUAUGAGUGAGGAUCAUCAGGAGCUGGGGAGCGACACUUUUUGUUCAAGGUCAAACGCCGGGUGUCCAUGUCUCCGUCUCUGGCCAGAUCUGCUCCCAGCGAGCUCAACCACUGGUGGAGCCAGCUGAAGUUUCGCCUGCAAAACAAGAAAGGAUGGAAUGAGAUGCUGGAUGAGACGUUUCUGCUCCACACAAAAAACAUAAAUGACAUUCCUCUCUUCUAUGCGGCUAAAAAGAACAGCACUGGCUGCAUUAAGAAAUUGCUCAGCUGUGCUUCCACCAACAUCUUCGAGAGAGGGGCCCUGGGAGAGACGGCUCUGCAUGUUGCUGUGAUGAACGAUAACCAGGAUGCCGCCGUGGCUCUGAUGGACGGAGCUCCCGAGCUCAUCAACGAACCCAUGACCUCUGAGCUUUUCCAAGGUGUCACUCCUCUCCACAUCGCCGUGGUGAAUCAGAACAUCAACCUGGUCAGUCAUCUGAUUAGUCGUGGCGGUGACGUGUCCACGCCUCGAGUCACCGGUCUGUAUUUUAGGAAGCGGAUCGGAGGCCUUCUGUACUGCGGUGAGCACAUCCUGUCUUUUGCUGCUUGUGCUGGAAACGAGGACAUUAUUUCCAUGGUCAUAGAUGCAGGGGCGAGCACUCGGGUCCAGGAUUACCGAGGCAACACAUUGCUUCACAUUUUGGUUCUGCAGCCCAACAAGACGAUUGCAUGCCAGGCCAUUGACCUGAUUCUGACACGCGAUGCGGAGCUGGACCAGCCAGUGCCUCUCGACAUGGUGCCAAACUACCGAGGACUCACGCCCUUUAAACUGGCUGCCAAGGAGGGGAACAUCGUGGCUUUUCAGCACCUGGUUAACAAGAGGCGAGUGGUGCAGUGGAGUCUGGGCCCUCUGAGCUCGCACCUGUACGACCUGACCGAGAUCGACUCGUGGGCCGACAGCAUGUCAGUGCUUGAGCUCAUCGUGGCCAGCCACCAGAGAGAGGCAAGAAGGAUACUUGAGGUCACUCCUGUUAGACAGCUGGUCAGUCUGAAGUGGAACCUGUACGGGAAACAUUACUUCAGGCUGCUGCUGCUGCUGUACCUCCUCUACAUCGGGACCUUCACCCUGUGCUGUGUGUUCCGCCCUCUGAAGGACGCUCCGGAGAACUACACAAAAUCAGACAUGGACAAAACCAUCAGGGUCCAGAAGACGCUCAAUGAGAGUUAUGUGACAUAUGAGGACAGCUUGCGGCUGGCGGGGGAGGUCAUCAGCAUCCUGGGCGCUUUGCUCAUCCUCCUACUGGAGAUCCCUGAUAUCCUGAGAGUGGGAGCGAGGCGUUACUUCGGCCAGACGGCACUGGGAGGCCCCUUCCACGUCAUCCUUAUCAGCUAUGCCUGCCUGGUGGUGCUGCUGUGUGUGUUCAGAGCCUGCGAGGUGCAGGGAGAGGCCGAGGUCAUGGCCGUGUGUUUGGUCCUGGGCUGGUGCAACGUCAUGUUCUUCGCCCGAGGCUUUGAGAUGCUCGGCCCGUACGUCAUCAUGAUACAGAAGAUUAUAUUUGGAGACCUGACCAAGUUCAUGUGGCUGAGUUUCAUUGUGCUCAUUGGUUUUUCCACCUCGCUGUGGAUGGUGUAUAUGACGCAGGAACCGGACGCCAUCCCUUCGUACCGCUCCUUCCCCAUCACCCUCUUCUCCCAGUUUGAGCUGAGCGUGGGCCUCAUCGACCUCCCGGUGGAGCACACCAUCUUCACCCCGCCCAUCGUCCACGUCCUGCACUGCACCUUCUCGGUGGUCUCCUACAUCCUCCUCCUCAACCUGCUCAUCGCCAUGAUGAGUGACACGCACUGGAGGGUGGCCCAGGAGCGAGACGAGCUCUGGAGGACUCAGGUGGUGGCCACGACUCUGAUGCUGGAGCGGAGGCUUCCCCGCUGCCUGUGGCCUCGGCUCGGGGUGUGUGGGCUGAAUUACGGACUGAAGGAGCGCUGGUACCUCAGGGUUGAAGACAGACAUGACCCCAUGAUACAAAAGAUGCGACGUUAUAUUAAAGCUUUCUCGAAAGAGGAGGAAAAUGAAAGAGAGGAGCUGGAGAAGUCCGACACGGUCAAGGAAACUGUGAAGCUCAGGCAUAAAAACAGAGGAUUCAACAGGAGAACCCUGACAGGGUGGGAUAUGAUUCGGCACAGCACUUUAGGCCUGGAGAUGGAGCAGGAGGAGUCGGUAGACGACCCGGACAUUAAAUAUGUCUAAGGAGGAGGUUCUGGGCCAUUUCUAUCAUAUUCAAAUCCUGAACAUAUGAAGCCGAUAUCAAGAGUUGUUGGAUUUCACUGAACUGGCAAAGAAACGACUCAACUCACCAAGUUCCGCCAUGUAACCAACGGUGCAAUUGUUCCUGCAGU
Molecule: messenger RNA, 2605 nt
Organism: Salarias fasciatus (jewelled blenny)
Lineage: Eukaryota; Metazoa; Chordata; Actinopteri; Blenniiformes; Blenniidae
Gene: trpv6
Product: transient receptor potential cation channel, subfamily V, member 6
Exons: 17
Coding region: 300-2456 (718 amino acids)
Biological process (GO): calcium ion import across plasma membrane
Cellular component (GO): plasma membrane
Molecular function (GO): calcium channel activity; protein binding
Source: RefSeq, a predicted model, not a curated record